UACACACCAAGGAAGUUGAGCUUUAAGGAGAAUUCCAUCUCUCUACCUCUGAGGAGAAUACUUCCCAUCUUCUCUGUCUCCUAAUUUUUCAGAAUUUCUGUUGUUUCUCAGAGGAUUAUGUUUCCUGCGAAUCCUCUUGUGUGCAUCUUCCUUUUCACCUGUGUCAUCCAACUUAGCCACACCUGGUCAGUGAACAAUUUUCUGAUGACUGGUCCAAAGGCUUACCUGAUCUACUCUAGCAGUGUGGCCGCUGGUGCCCAGAGUGGUAUUGAAGAAUGUAAAUAUCAGUUUGCCUGGGACCGCUGGAACUGCCCUGAGAGAGCCUUGCAGCUAUCCAGCCACAGUGGACUCCGCAGUGCUAACAGGGAGACAGCAUUUGUGCAUGCCAUCAGCUCCGCCGGAGUCAUGUACACCCUGACUAGAAACUGCAGCCUUGGAGAUUUUGACAACUGUGGCUGUGACGACUCCCGAAAUGGGCAGCUGGGGGGCCAAGGCUGGCUGUGGGGAGGCUGCAGUGACAACGUGGGCUUCGGAGAGGCGAUUUCCAAGCAGUUUGUGGAUGCCCUAGAGACGGGGCAGGAUGCCCGGGCAGCCAUGAAUCUGCACAACAACGAGGCCGGCCGCAAGGCCGUGAAGGGCACCAUGAAACGCACGUGCAAGUGCCACGGCGUGUCCGGCAGCUGCACCACCCAGACCUGCUGGCUGCAGCUGCCGGAGUUCCGGGAGGUGGGCGCGCACCUGAAGGAGAAGUACCACGCGGCUCUCAAGGUGGACCUGCUGCAGGGUGCGGGCAACAGUGCGGCGGGCCGCGGCGCCAUCGCCGACACCUUCCGCUCCAUCUCCACGCGCGAGCUGGUGCACCUGGAGGACUCCCCGGAUUACUGCCUGGAGAACAAGACUCUCGGCCUGCUGGGCACCGAAGGCCGCGAGUGUCUGCGGCGCGGACGGGCCCUGGGCCGCUGGGAGCGCCGCAGCUGCCGCCGGCUGUGCGGGGACUGCGGGCUGGCGGUGGAGGAACGCCGGGCCGAGACCGUGUCCAGCUGCAACUGCAAGUUCCACUGGUGCUGCGCGGUGCGCUGUGAGCAGUGCCGCCGGCGGGUCACCAAGUACUUCUGCAGCCGCGCCGACCGGCCGCGGAGGGGCGCUGCGCACAAACCUGGGAGAAAAGCCUAGGGGCACCUCUCCUGCCUCCUUCCCCGUCCUUGGCUUCGUUUAGAAACCCCAGUAAUAGAGGAACCCAGGUAAUGGGGAUUCCGCACUACGUAGCCCAGAGAUCUUGACCGGGAGACUGCAGUCUUCGCAACUUGCCACGAUGAACAUGGUUUUCUGGAUUCCUCUGCGCUCCAUAGUCCUUGCAGCCCAUACUUAGAUCUGAGAACUGUUCUGAAACUCUGCACUGUUGAUCUUCCUGAGAAAAACACAACAGGCGAUCCAACACCCCCCCCCACCUCCUAGCUACCCUAUCAGGCGUAGGAAAAGACCUCCUUGAGACAUGCAGAACCCAGGUAAAUUUAGAGAGCCAUGCCCUUUCUCUUUUGCCCAUGGUCUCCACCACAGCUGCCUCUCCCUCCCUGUUGCAGAGUGCUGUCCACACUGACUGCUCAGGAAUUUGACCCUUUUCCCUUCUCUUCUCCUUUCCCAAACUGCCCUGUGAAGAAGCUCUGCGGAAACUCGGCGGGGAACAAACACACCUUUGGGGUUGGUUCCUAGAGGCACAGGGUGAGUGUGAGGGAAGAAGUAGCUGCUCGAACACCAAAUAAGCUCUUAUUCCUUGUGACACCAUGUCAUGAACAGUGUGGCAAGAACUUCCUAAACAAUCACCCUGAUUUUACAUAUUUCACAUACAUUCCCCCAGACACAUAUACUCAAGAGGUAUAAUAGUGCUGGAAGGGCAGAUUAACCUGUCAUUUUCUUCCCUUGAAAGCUACUUUCUCCCUUCUUGUAGCAACCAACUUCAUCUUUUUCCUUCCCCCAAAGGAGUUUUGCUCCCCUAAGCCAAGAGUGAGGUAAAUCAAGCCAAUUUCCCAGUCUGUACCUCUAAAAGCAGGUAGGAAGUGGGGGGGGGGGCAGCUUUUCUUUCACUUGCCUGGUUCUCAUACAGGGAGGUUCAGGGCAUUGGUGCCUUCCUUCAAUAGGUAAACUUCCUGCACUGAAAUUGUUGGGAAUGGGAAUUUCAGUGCUUUGAAUUGUUAAUUUAUUUACUGAGUGCUCAUUUUCCAGGCACUGAACUUAUUUUGAGGAUAAUGAAGGGAGAGUGGUAUGGAAAUAGAACCUCUAGGCCCUGUCUACUCUCCCACCUUGCCAGGAUACCAUCCUCUUUAUAGCCUUGCUUCCCUGAUGGCCUCAAUAGGUAGCAUGACUUGGCAGAGUUUAAUCAUCCACUACA
Messenger RNA from Jaculus jaculus (lesser Egyptian jerboa), 2386 nucleotides. RefSeq names its product Wnt family member 8B (gene Wnt8b). The transcript is spliced from 6 exons. The record is from RefSeq and is a predicted model, not a curated record. Lineage: Eukaryota; Metazoa; Chordata; Mammalia; Rodentia; Dipodidae. Bases 118 to 1173 code for a protein of 351 amino acids. Gene Ontology annotation, molecular function: frizzled binding; cytokine activity. Gene Ontology annotation, cellular component: extracellular region. Gene Ontology annotation, biological process: cell fate commitment; neuron differentiation; canonical Wnt signaling pathway.